AUGCUCGCAAACGAAGGUGCUACACCGCCAUCGAAGGCCACUAAGUCUCCGCACCAAACGCCGUCCGAAUCAUCCGAGCGGCCACACGCCAAAUCAGACGACGAGCAAACGGCCGAAGAACUGUCGAAGUUCUCUGCCGAAUUAUUCCGUGAGAUGAAGCAUGCUGACGAAUCCAAGCCACUAGACUAUGCUAGGCUUCGGAAACAUAAACACAAACGCCUACGCAAGCACUAG
Molecule: messenger RNA, 234 nt
Organism: Anisakis simplex (herring worm)
Lineage: Eukaryota; Metazoa; Nematoda; Chromadorea; Rhabditida; Anisakidae
Source: the annotation of a GenBank genome assembly